This is a messenger RNA of Hansenula ciferrii, 1446 nucleotides long. RefSeq names its product Fen2p (gene FEN2). Bases 1 to 1446 code for a protein of 481 amino acids. Gene Ontology annotation, molecular function: pantothenate transmembrane transporter activity. The record is from RefSeq and is a predicted model, not a curated record. Lineage: Eukaryota; Fungi; Ascomycota; Saccharomycetes; Phaffomycetales; Wickerhamomycetaceae. Gene Ontology annotation, biological process: pantothenate import across plasma membrane. The transcript has a single exon. Gene Ontology annotation, cellular component: plasma membrane.
AUGAACUUCCUACGACAAAUCAAACUUUUUCUUUGGGGUCACCCACCAACAUCCCACAAAGAACGUAAACUAUUAUUUAAAAUUGAUUGUUUUGUACUAUCAUUCGUUUGUUUAAAUUAUUGGGUUAAUUAUUUGGAUCGUACAAAUUUUAGUAAUGCUUAUGUAUCAGGUAUGCAAGAAGACCUAGGGAUGGGUCAUAAUGAAUUUAAUAUAGUUAAUACUGUAUUCACUGUUGGUUAUAUAUUGGGGAUGAUUCCAAAUAAUUUAAUAUUGUUAGUGGUUAGACCUAAAUAUUGGUUAACUUUCUGUCUUUUGGUUUGGGGGACUUUGACUUUAGGAAUGUAUAAGGUUGAAAAUUAUAAACAAAUUUGUAUCUUGAGGUUCUUUAUGGCUUUUUUUGAAUCAAGUACAUUUGUUGGAAGUCAAUUAAUCCUUGGGUCAUGGUAUAAUUCAAAGAUUGAAAUUGAUGAAAAGACUGGUAGGGUUGCUACAUCUGAAUUAGGGAAAAGAAGUGCUAUUUUCACAACUUCUGGAUUAUUAGGUUCAAUAUUUAGUUCAUUUAUGCAAUCUUCAAUUUAUAAAAAUAUGCAUGGAUUAAAUGGUCUUGCAGGUUGGAGAUGGUUAUUUAUUAUUGAUUUUAUUAUUACAAUGCCUGUUAUGAUUUAUGGAUUUAUUUUCUUCCCCGAUACUCCAGAUACUUGUAAUUCAUUUUAUUUUACAAAAGAAGAAAUUCAAUUAGCAAAAGAAAGACUUAUCAAGACCGACCCUAUGGAACCAACAACCACCCCGAAAAAGACAAAACUUGAUUGGUCCGUAAUAUCAAGAGUAUUUGGGAACUGGCAUUGGUACUUAUUCAGUAUCCUAUGGAUCUUUGGUGGUGAAAAUGUUUCAUUUUGUUCAAAUUCUUUAUUUGCCCUAUGGUUAAAACAUAAAAAUUACACCAUCCCACAAAGAAAUCAAUAUCCAAUUGGUAUUUUCGCCAUUGGUAUAAUUUCAACUUUCCUUGCAGCUUUAUAUGUGGAUCAUACAGGUGGUAAAAAUCAUCAUCAUAUAGGAUUAAUAAUCUCCAUCGUUUUAAUAACUUCAUCAAUAAUGAUUCUUUCCAAACCAAAUUCUCAUGCUGUGAUGUUUAUUGCUCAAUACCUUGCUGGCGUUUCUUAUAGUGGACAAGCUGUGUUUUUUUCAUGGGCAAAUUUGAUAUGUAGAGGUGAUUUACAAGAACGGGCUAUAGUUUUAGCUUCAAUGAAUAUGUUUAGUGGUGCUGUUAAUGCUUGGUGGUCUUUAUUGUUUUUUAGUGAAUCAACUGCUCCUUUGUUUAAGAAAGGUUGUUAUGCGAUGAUUGGGACUUGUGUUGGUAGUGCUGCAACUUGUUUAAUUAUUCAAUUUUUGGUUAGGAAAAGAGAAAAAAAAUUGGUUAGAGUUGAUUCAAGUCAAAUAUCGAUAUAG